Molecule: messenger RNA, 2359 nt
Organism: Cucumis melo (muskmelon)
Lineage: Eukaryota; Viridiplantae; Streptophyta; Magnoliopsida; Cucurbitales; Cucurbitaceae
Exons: 12
Coding region: 307-2310 (667 amino acids)
Biological process (GO): rRNA processing; UDP-N-acetylglucosamine biosynthetic process
Cellular component (GO): ribosome
Molecular function (GO): ribosome binding; UDP-N-acetylglucosamine diphosphorylase activity
Source: RefSeq, a predicted model, not a curated record
CUUAUGUUAUGGAAGUGCUGACAUUCCAAAGUUAUUAUGAUCGAUUAUUAUUACCUUAACUUCAAUUCUAACUUCUUGUUUGUUGUAGCUCUUUGAACCAUGCCUUCUUUGUCGGUAAAUUUGAUUAGCAAAGCUGUUGAAAGGGAAAGAUAAGGCUUGUACUUCUUCCUGUGGAUUAGGAGGAACCUCGUGUUUUGUCGGACGGACGAUGAACUAACGCUAGCCCUCUUCCCAAAAAAAAAAACAGAUGGCGUUCCUGUAAACUCCUCCGGUGCUUCCAUUUCCGGCCACGCCGUUCUCAAAACGAUGCUGAGAGCUUCACCGCUGUGUUCUUCUACCUCUUUCUCUCAUUAUUUUCCAAAUAUAUCCAUUCUUAAUCGAUGCACUCAGCUUUUCCGGAGACGUCUUCCUCUUACUUGCAAUGGUUCGGCUUCCUUGAUUCUUCAGCUGCCCUUGUACCAUCUCCAUUGUUUCGCGCUUCCGCAUCCUUCCCGCCGAAGAGUUGCUACUUCUGAGAUUUUUGAAACUGUGGAGGCUCCGUCGGGAUUUGUUGAAAUUGGUUACAUAUCCAAUGUUCAUGGGACUGAUGGGGAAGUCCGCGUGAAACCUACUACUGAUUUUCCUGAACUGCGAUUCUCAACGCCUGGCACAAGGUGGUUGAAGCAGAAAGUUUCAGGAAGGGAAGAAAUCCGAGAAGUUGAUCUUGAAAAUGGUAGGGAACAUCCUGGUCGAAAGAGUUGGAUCUUGAAGUUUAUAGGAGUUGAUACUGCAGAUCAGGCCAAGCUACUCAUUGGAUCAACUCUUCUAGUGAAUGAAGAAGACCGACCAGAGUUAGAAGAAGGUGAAUUUUAUUCACGUGAUCUUGUUGGCAUGAGUGUUAUUAUGAAGGAAACUGGUCAAUCUCUGGGAACUGUUGUUAACGUAUAUGACUUUGGAGCACAAGAUCUUUUACAUGUCAUGCUUAAUUGUUCCGAAGGUAUUCUUGAUACCUCUGGAAAUCCAACAUCAAUUGAGACUGGACUAUCGGGUCACCUCGUUUGGAUACCUUUUGUCGAAGCAAUUGUUCCUAUUGUUGAUCUCCAAAGACGAGAAAUCAAAAUUACACCUCCAAAAGGACUUCUGGAAUUAAAUUUUCGAUCUGACAAGAGAUCGAAGAAAGAACGACGCCAACUUGAAUGGAAAGAAAGGAAAAAGUUCCAAAAACAUCUUGUAGCUGCAAAAAAGGAGCUGUCUGAAAUGGAACAGAAGCACGUAUUUGAUGGUUUCAAAUUUGGAGAAAAAGCACAGGGAAAGUUACUUGCCGAUCAAAUAGUUGGAAUCAAUUCCAAGUUGCUGCAAAAAGCUUUACAAGAUAUUGAGAUUCCUACAAGAAGGUUGGCUGUUAAUGAGCUAUUUGAUGCCUCUAAAUUGGUAAAAGUACAAAAUACUUUGGGGAUAUCAGAUAGAUGUGUCAUUUCUGGAGCAAAUGAAGAGGAACUUGGUACACAUGCCAAUUUGCAGAAAACCGGACAUGAUCUCAUAUCUUCUGGAAAAACUGCUGUUAUCUUAGUUGUUAAUGAUGAGGGGUGGUACUCAGAUCUUGGUAUAGUCUGUGAUACUGCUGACCAUCCAGCAUCUUCUUCCCUUCCCGAUCUACUUUCUGAUGAUAGAAGGUUUGCAAAGAUUGAAGACCGGCCGUACGUGCCUCUGAUUUUGGUAUGCUCAGCUUCCACAAUUCAUUCAAUUGAAAAGCUUUUCGUGGACAAUGAUUACUUUGCCUUCGAUUCUGAAAAGAUCUGGUUUUUGAAAGAAGAGAGACUUCCAGUUGUUAGCAAUGUGGUUGAUGAAAAGAGCAAAUUCAAGAUUUUGAUGAAAUCACCCUGGGAAAUUCUACAAUCCCCAGUUGGUUCUGGAGGAGUCAUCAACUUGCUCUCAUCUCCCAACGUUUUGGGACGUCUCGCUGAACUUGGCAUGGAGUAUGUCGAGAUUUGCAGCAGCAGCCAUAGAAAUGCUGGGAUGAACUCUCUACUUCUUGGAUGUACUCAUUCCUGCGGUGCUAAUAUCGGGAUUCAGCUCCAUAAAGGUGACGCUGACUUUGAGAAAAGCUUUGAUUUGAUAUUCUCAAUGAACUUCAUAAGGAGAUUGAUGAAGCAAAUUGAUAAGCCUCAGUUCUAUGCCAUCCCCAAACCAAAUGCGCAUGUUGAGAAGGUUGAAAAAGAGUGGGUUGAGGUUAGCCCUUCCUCUCCUAACUCAUACCAUCUUUAUUCUUCAAUCUUUAGUUGCUUAGAUGAGUGUUCUUUUGAUGAAAUCUUUACGAUGGAAAAUUCUUAAAAGACCGUUGGUCAAUAUAUGAAAUGCCUCUUCUCAUUUUCUUUUUUAA